This is a messenger RNA of Ornithodoros turicata, 2141 nucleotides long. RefSeq lists its product as uncharacterized. The record is from RefSeq and is a predicted model, not a curated record. Bases 623 to 1900 code for a protein of 425 amino acids. The transcript is spliced from 9 exons. NCBI's taxonomy places the organism in Eukaryota, Metazoa, Arthropoda, Arachnida, Ixodida, Argasidae.
GUGACCCGUUCGACCUUCAGAGGCCUGUUGGAGCGUCUACGCGUUCCCCCAAAACACCCAAUGUCCGAUGAAUGUACGUUUUUGGUCCAUAUGUCCAUGUACAAAAUCGAAUAUCCAUUGUACGUGCCACGGAUGCGCACAUCUCAACGUCCGUGACAGGUCCGUCGCGGAUGUCCGUGGAAAAUCGUAUGUGGACCUUCGAUAUGUGAGCGAAAAAUAGAACCCUAUACUUUCGCGAAAGUCACGACCAAACGAGACCAAAUUACACUUCUUAAGCUUGCUUCAGGUUUUCAAAGUUCGAAAGACCGCGCUUUUUUCAAAGGAUUCGCCGCACGUUCAGGUACAUCUUCAUAUAAAAAGGGCACUGAGGAGAAAAAAAAAGUGAGCAAACCACACCCCGAUACACACAAAGUGUGUAUGUGUUCCUUCGUCCUGCUAGAUUCGGCGUGGAAGCCGGCUGACUGCUUGUCAUCUGGCCACCUGUCAUCAUCAUCAUCACCAUCAUCGUUUGUGCGUCUGUGCGUCUUCGGCGGGAAAGUGCAUGGGAAAGUGGCGUUCGUCAUAGUGUUAUUUCAUUUGAAGUGAAUUUUUUGUGUGUCUGGCCAAAGUUCGUCGGCGUAGGAUGGACACAGAAGGAGACAGGGACUUUGUGAUUAUGAAAUUUGGUGAUGACACUGUCGACAUUGCGCACAGAAAUUGGGAGAAUGACGGUAUGUGUGCAUGGCCACCAGUGAAAGAUGCUCGCCGAAUACGGGAGCUCGUCAUCUCAGGAACAAUGCCAGGGCCCGGUUGGAAGUGGUUUCCGUGUGUGGCUGUUGGAUGGUUCAGAACGUAUGAGGAUGCCAGAAAAAUGCUGCCCCGUGCUGAAGACACGUCAGACCUGGCCAGCGAGAUCGAGCUUGGCAGGGGAAAACGAAAGCAAAGGAGGAGGAGAAUUAGCAGUGAUUCGGAUGUCGAAUCAUCACGCCAGGUGUCAGAUAUGUCAGACGUUGAGAGUGUUGCGCAUGCCCCAACUCCCCGGUUGCCGACACCUCCUUUGGUGAUACCCGACAGAGGCUCUUCAUCUCCCGCAUCAGAUAGGCUGGCAGGCUCUACUCUCAGCAGCUCAUGGGAUCCCAGUGUCUCCAUUCCAAGGCGAAGUAGGCCAUUGAAUGCGGAAACAUCUGCUCCAGCGGACGUUCAACCUUCCAGAGGUUCGAGCUCCAGGAAUUAUUCAGAGGGGAGCCUUGGAGGAACACAAACGGUUCAUGCAAUGUCCCAGCGAUUGGAUCAGCAGCCACCCCAACCUCGACAACUUCUGUCAACACAGAGGUCAAUGUCAAGUGUGGAAGAUUCAAAGUAUGCACGAGAUUUUGAACAGAUCAUCAGGCUCCUUCACACGAUCAGGCUCAACCAAGAAGAACACGGUGAGCAGCUGCAUUUGAUCAUGUCGGAAAUGACAACUCGGGUGCAUGAAGAGCUGGAUGAUGACUUCCUCCAAAGGCCAUUCGAGGACCUCGAUGAAUUUUUGUUCUUUGACAAUGAACUGAAAACAUCCGCUGACAGAAGAGAGAAACUGAGAGCCUUUUUCUGCAAAUUUGGGGGCCGACACGCAAAGGAGAAGACUGUUGUAGCCCUGCAGCAUUUGAUGGGUGACACAGUUGCCGAGCAAUUUAGUUGGUACGGGAAAAAAGGGAAGAUGAAGUUCUAUGAACUUAACAGUUGUGAUAUCCUGCUGAAGGCCCUUUGUAGAGCAAGAACUCGGUCAAAAGCAAGUGGCACAGCUGCAGACACUACCCCAACCUACAAGGAAGUUGAAGCUGCAGUAAAGGACUGGCUGCGUAGGGCUAAAGAACGAAGAGCCAGCCGUAGUAAAGCACAAGUCUCCCAAGAGGAAGAACUCAUCCCAGAUCCAGAAUGAGCAGCACAGAUUAAUGUCGUCUUCAAGCCACAUCGGCUAUAUGCAGGUUGGCAAAAGAUGUUACCUGCAGCCAGCAAACAAUGCUCAGCACAGUUAGGGGAAGCACUGCGCUAUCCGCACAUUGAGCUUAAAUUUGAGGGUGAUUUAAGGCUGCAGUGAAAGAUUACAAAGCAAAAUAUAUUAACCUUGAUACAGAAGUAGAAAGGUUGUUGUGUGGGCAAAAGCUAUUGAUACCAGUUGA